UGAUCAUUUUUUUUAAAAAAAUAGUAAAUCACAUAAUUUCUUUAAAAAUGUAGUAACAUAUACACUCAUUUAAAUUUGAAAGCUUCAAAUUAAUAUCAAAAGUGUAUCGAAAAAAUACUAGCAGUUAUUAAAGGUCACCUUAACGAACUCUAUUAUUUUGAUUUUAGUUUUUUGGCUGACAAUAUUUCAGUGCAAAAUGUUCGCCAAUAAAGCGGCAAAAAGCAACAACUUGGUCACCAACACUCAACAGAAAUUCAAAGCACAGCUCAAGUUCAACGAGAAAUCGUUUCGCAAUGGCGGCUUUGAAUCUGCGUCCGGCCUCUUGCGAAAAUCCGGAAGUCAAUUGAAACAGACAAAACUGAGUCUUUGCCAGCGAGACAAUAAGCUAAUUUUUUCGGGAUUUGUAGAAGAGCCCUUAAAAGCCAAGUCCAAGCUUGAGUUUGGCGACGAGCCAAAUGUAAAAGUCAAAGCAGAACCGGCGACAACGUUAUCAACCGCACCAAUGUCAAAGCCCGGUCGCAAUUUGCUAAGUCUUAUUGGACGCGUGGACUUUUGCAUUAAAAUGCAGAGAACACAGCUGAAUUUGAAUGCGAUCUGGAAUGUCUAUGGUAAUCUGUUGCGCAUUAUUGAGGGCAAACGAGGAGAGCGCACAUUGCUGUUGCGAAACGAUGACAAUGGACCAAUUCUUCAAAGCAUCUUCUAUGACUUUGCGGGUGAAUUGGAGUCACUCUCUAAUGGCUGUUACGUCCAUGUUGUGGGACGCUUCACAGGUGAGAAUCGAUUAAACACCUUUAGCGUGGCACAGGUAAGCAUUGCAGAAUGGCAACUAAAUUUUUCACGAAUUGAGAACCUGACCUCAUACUUAUUAAUGCAAAAUAUCAUUCACAAGUAGAUUUAUUAUUGCUUUGACAUAUUUCACUUUGUACUUUCACAUAUAUAUGUAGGUUAAAUAUAUAUUAUAUUAGAAUGUAAUUUAAUAAUCUAGGUUUAAUAAUGUAUAUUAGUUACCGCAUAGAUUUCAUUUAUCUAGUUUCAGACAUUUUAAGUUAGCUUCUUUAACUUCUAAAUUUUUCAAUUCAUUUAAGAAUAUGUACAAAUGUAUUUGGUUUCGCUUUAAGAGCAUUGCACAAUUAAUAAUAAAUAAAUAGGCGCCCUGCCUGGGACGUGUGUAUAAACAAAAAAAUGGACAGGAUUAAUAACUAAUACUGAUGUUUAACCAAGCUACAUAAACAGGACUUGCUACAAAAUACUACAAUUCCAAAUACAUCAAGAGAGUUACAAUAACUCCCGAUCCCAUUGCCAUCAUGUAGCUUAAAUCCAACGUGUGCUUUAUGCCCGUGCUGCGAAGAGAAACCAUAGAUUAAUGAAAGAAUCUACCAAAUGGGUAAAGCAAUAAUUACCGCUCCUUAGACCAGAAGAAAUGGGGAGCAGGUGGAUUUAUUCCUGGUACCGCACUAUCCAUAAAAACAAUGCCAUAGAAGAAGGCACUGACGAGGAAACCACACAACAGUGGGCGCAGCUUGGAGCCCAGUUGGUGUUCCCGACACCAUUCCAGAGAAGCGCUUAGCUGAGUUUGCA
Molecule: messenger RNA, 1578 nt
Organism: Drosophila nasuta
Lineage: Eukaryota; Metazoa; Arthropoda; Insecta; Diptera; Drosophilidae
Exons: 4
Coding region: 197-892 (231 amino acids)
Source: RefSeq, a predicted model, not a curated record